CACCAAUCCAAUCCAUCACACCACACAACACCGCUACGAUGAGUGCAAUCACGGAAGAACCUGAGGGCGUCUUCGAGCCACUCAAGGUCCUCAUCACCCUCCACGACAACAUGGACACCAUGGACGCCGUCGGUCCCUUGGAAGUCUUCAGCUGGGCUCAGCACGAUGCGAAGAACCCAGACUCCAAAGCCUUCCGCACCAUCUUCGCCGGCCCACAAGAGCAUGUCACCACCCUCCAAGGCGCCUCCCUCCGCGCCCACAUCACCUACGACGAAGCUCUGAAGCGUCUCUCCGAGAUCGACGUCCUCGUCAUUCCCGGCGGCUCCCACGAAGACGUCGUCAAGAACAAGAAACAACCCCUCGCCCUCAUCAAAGCCUUCGCCGAACUGCAGAAGAAAAACCCCAACCGCGAACGCUCCCUCAUGUCCGUCUGCACGGGCUCCCUCUUCCUCGCCGAAGCCGGCAUCCUCAGCGGCCUCACCGCCACCACGCACCCGGACUUCAUCACCAAGUUCGAGAUCGCCUGCUCCAACGUGGCUCAGCGCGACAUGGCUGAGCGGGUCGACGUCGUCGAAGAACGCUACGUCGUCAACAACCUCCGCUUCGACCUCGGCGAGAAUGAAGACGAGAACCCAUACGUCUUGACCCGCAAGGAGCUCAAGGAACACAAGCGCCGCAAGAGCUCCGCCGGCGGCAUCUCUCCGAUUGAAGAAGUCACCAAUGGCAGUGGCCGUCGCAUGUCCAACGCUCGCAAGGGCAGCAUGAGUCUCAAGCUCAGCAACAACCGCCGCGAGAGCGUGCUCAAGCGUGCGAACCUCCGUCUGGGAGGGCUCCGUGUGUUGACCACCAGCGGCGUGACGUCCGGUAUGGACGGCGCUCUGUACCUCGUCGGAGCCCUGGUGUCGGACGAUGCGGCUGAUGAGGUGGCGAGGAAGAUGUGCUACAAGUGGCAGAAGGGUAUGGUCGUCGAUGGCGUCGACGUGUAGAGUAGUAUGGACGCUCGUGCUGGCCUGGAUAUCGUGUGGGAAGAGACUCCCGCCGGCAGAGCUUUGUAGGUUAUGAGAUGACGAGAAUACUGAGAAGCUACCUCAGAGAUCAAAGCGCGGAUGGGAACGAUGCCUGGCUUCCGCCGAGAUGCGGAAGGAGGCGAGAAAGGAAAUCAAGGAAGAAAACCAAUGAAAUCAAGUAGCUACGGCCCCAAAUGAAAUGAAGU
Zymoseptoria tritici IPO323 is the source of this 1213-nucleotide messenger RNA. RefSeq lists its product as uncharacterized. The record is from RefSeq and is a predicted model, not a curated record. The transcript is spliced from 3 exons. NCBI's taxonomy places the organism in Eukaryota, Fungi, Ascomycota, Dothideomycetes, Mycosphaerellales, Mycosphaerellaceae. The coding region runs from base 39 to 986 and encodes 315 amino acids.